Molecule: messenger RNA, 770 nt
Organism: Dendroctonus ponderosae (mountain pine beetle)
Lineage: Eukaryota; Metazoa; Arthropoda; Insecta; Coleoptera; Curculionidae
Exons: 2
Coding region: 176-676 (166 amino acids)
Source: RefSeq, a predicted model, not a curated record
GCUCUUUUUAAUGUCAAGACUCAGCUGUAAUGGGGGAAAUCUUAUAAAUCUUGUAGAGCGGGUAUUUUCAGUUUGGUUUCAACUUUGGUAUGGUUUGGGUCAGAUUGGAGCCCUGCGACUAAAAUAAACAUAAAACCAGUGCCAGUUUGGUUGUUUUUGGCUUACAAAACUUGCAAUGUCGUACGAGUCGGUAAUUUUACGGCACGCAGCGUCCUUCCACUGGAACCGCCAGGAUGGCCAGUUGACCGAACUGCUUCCAGGCUCCUCCGAGUACAUGACGAUCCAUUCUCAAGUGCACCAAGCUUUGGUCGGGAGCGGUAGAACCAUUAGCCGCAUUGUGAGGGUAAAAAACUUGAUUGAUUUUGGCCAGUUUUUGGUUCGGGAGCAGUUUCUGGUUUGCCAAAACGGGAACACCAAGUAUUUCAGGGUGAGACGAUUCAUCUCUCUAAAUGCUGCGAAUCUCCAAGAGGCUCUGAAAUAUAAUUUGGACCCCCGACGGUGCAAUCUUUCAAACUUGCAGUUUGAAAGUCAAGUUUUGGGCUCAGUUUCCGGGUGGCCACAUGAGGAUCGUAUCGUGCUGGUAGUUCAAGUGCUUACCUGCAAUCCCUUGCAGGGCACAAUUUAUCCAGACAAGUCCCUUGACUAUUUUAUUGAGUAUGUGGUAAAUUUACAUUGAGUUUAAACGGGCUUGUGUUUACUGCGUUUAGGUUUUAGGAUAGUUUUAAGAAUGACUGUUUUUUGAUUAAUCGCAAUAGAUUGAUGGAACUCGG